AUGAUUCCUUCCAAGCAGUCCAUCGUUCCAACGCGGCCACCUCCUCCGCUCUUCAAUUGGAGCCAGCGGCCACUUCCGACAGCAACUAAUUCGAUGCUUGUUUCCCCUAAUUUUCAGAACCCGACUAGACUUGGAUUUCAGCAACCCAAAGAUGAAACGCACAUGUUCCUAAUGCCUCGUUCGUCCGAAACCCGAAUGGAAGACAUGAUGGCCGAGCAUGAAAACGACAUCAAAUGGUCUAAUGGCUUGAUUGAUUCUCUGGAGAAUUUGGGUGGCAAUAAUGUAGCAAACAAAAAGUAUGAAGCUUUGCUUCCUGAUAACAUCACAAAGCUGACACCAGAUUCAUCCAAUGAGGAGCGUGCCGAUUUCAUCAAGAGAAAAUAUGAGAUGCUGCAAUUUCUCGAUGGCAAUGAUCACGAGAUUUCCCCCAUCCGCCUCAUCAACGUUCUCCUUCAUCAUCUUCACAGAGUUCUUCUCCCACCCUGUUUGCCCAAGAUAAAAGACAGUUUGAGAAACAACCAACCAGACAUCGUAUAGGGCAAAAAUUUAGAAACAGUUGGGCAAGAAGAGAUAAUGAUCAUCACAAGUCCAUUAAGAAAAGCAACUCAUUG
This is a messenger RNA of Hibiscus syriacus, 611 nucleotides long. RefSeq lists its product as uncharacterized. Bases 1 to 537 code for a protein of 178 amino acids. Lineage: Eukaryota; Viridiplantae; Streptophyta; Magnoliopsida; Malvales; Malvaceae. The transcript is spliced from 3 exons. The record is from RefSeq and is a predicted model, not a curated record.